Molecule: messenger RNA, 909 nt
Organism: Aspergillus versicolor CBS 583.65
Lineage: Eukaryota; Fungi; Ascomycota; Eurotiomycetes; Eurotiales; Aspergillaceae
Product: D-aminoacyl-tRNA deacylase
Exons: 5
Coding region: 50-562 (170 amino acids)
Biological process (GO): tRNA metabolic process
Cellular component (GO): cytoplasm
Molecular function (GO): D-tyrosyl-tRNA(Tyr) deacylase activity
Source: RefSeq, a predicted model, not a curated record
CAUCUUCAUUACAGUAGUCCACGAUUGAUGCACUAGGCGAUAUAUCAAUAUGAAAGCUGGUCUUCAAAGAAUCAAAUCGGCACACAUCACUGUCAAUGGGCACCUUAUAGCCUCCUCAAACCAGGGCAUUCUCGCCUUGAUCGGGAUUGAAGAAGUCGAUACUGAGGACGAUGCAGAUUCAAUGGCCAAAAGAAUUUUACAGACAAUGCUAUGGCCCGAGGCAAACGAGACUCAGGGGGAGUGGAAGAGGAAUGUUCAAGAAAUAAAAGGCGAGAUACUGUGUAUACCGCACUUUAUCUUACAUUGUCAGCCCGAAAAUAUAGCCACAAGGACCCCUCCAGACAUGGCCCGUUUGAUAAGAGCGCAAUACCAAUAUAGACGCUUUCUGAAACAAUUGCGCGAUAUCUAUGAACCGCAGCGGGUGAGGGACGAUGUCUUCGAAGCGAUGAUGGCCGGGCCUCUAAGUAAGAUUGCACCAAGCGGUAUAUCCUACGAAAGCACGGACUCGGUGGUCACUAUUAAGAUCGUCACCAAGCCGCAGGGAAUUCCAGCCCUGGGUUAAAGUACGAGACUCAAGUAGCUGUAUCUGUCAACUCCACCCUCUUCCUCUCUUGCGCGGGAGGGAAGCUUCUAAUUUGACCCUUUUCUUCUCCGCAGCGGAACCUCAUGCUAUGAGCUCUGCCUGGACAUGCCUCAUCUCACAAUACCAGGCGUUUAGACGGCAGAAGAAGAAUGCAUCUCUAUUUAAUCCCAUGGGUGGAAGGAACAAGCUAGCGUCAAGGGCAAUAGUCAUGGCUUAAGUAGCGCAGACACCCCAGUACUGGCCUGUAUUAUUCUACUGUAUACUUACUAGGAAGGGAUCAGGGCGCAAGGCCGGUCAAGGAAUAGGGACUAGAGUGUUAUAAUAAC